CUAGUUGUUAUUCUAAAAUAUUAUUUGUUCAUGUAGAAGUGGACUAUUGUACUUUAUGAUUAUGAUGAUUUAAUUAUCGACCAGAAAUCAAAUACGUAAUCAAUGUUUGGGUUAAAGUAAAGAACAUGUCUCCUUUGAACUUGAAACCAAAGAACAAAGGGAAUCAGAGGAAGAGAAAUGACUGGUAACUGAACGUAUUCUUGUGAAAGCAAUUCUUAUUUUUUCCCAACUAAAUAUUACAGAUUUUGUAUAUUAGUUUUUGAUAUACAGAGUAAAAACAAAAAAAAAAAAAAAGAGAACUGUGGCAAUGGAACUGCACGUGUAGUGAAUAUGAAUCGCUGGAUCAUGUCGCUUUGUGUUUGUGUGGCCACUGCGGUAGGACCGUGCGUUUGGCAUUUUUCUUAGAUCGGUUUCAAGUCUCAUUUCCCAAAGUACAUAUAGGUUGCUGCUAUAACUACAGAGAGUAUAGUGUGAGAUUAGAUCAUCCAUCGUAGUCACUCGGAUCUUUUGUUAGACACCGCGAUUGGAAUUACUAUAACAAGUUUUGUUUUUUCUAUUCAAAUAAAAUUUCCAAUAAAUUUUCAUUCUACAUAGAUUGAAGUUAUCCAACAAUCAUCAAACUAAGAACAAAAUUGUAUAAGUAUUUAAUUUUUUUAAUACAAAUUAUAGAAAUGUUUUAUUGAUGAAUAUUAAAAUUGUUAAUAGAUUUUGUUCUCUAUAUUCAAUUAUUUCCAGUAUUUUUUAAAUUUAAAAUGGAUAUUAAUUAAUCGUCUAAGAAUACAAUUAUUAAUUAUUCAUAUGAGUUUUAUACACAAAAUUGUAUUUAUAUGUAAAUUUGCAAAUAUAAAUACAAAAUUUGACAAAAAAUACAAAAUUAGAUAAAUACUUUAUUAAAUAAUAUAAAGAUAAUUAACUUUUUGUUCUUCUUAUCUUCCCCUAAGCUUUAGCGUAGACCAAAGAAGACCAGAGAGUUUCGGACAGAAAGAUCUCAAAUCAGACAACUUAAUUUUUAAUCUUCUUACACCCCAACGUUGUUUGACUUCCAAAAGAAAAAUCUCCAGAUAGAUUCCGACCGGAUAAAUCCUCUUCCUUUCAGAUCUCCUAACUCAAAUUAGAUCUGCUGUGGUAAUGGCGGUUACUUCCUGAUCUCAGAGAAGCAAAAGAAAGAAAGAAGAAGACCCAUCUCCUACCCUUGGUUGCACUCUUUAAUGGCCGGGCUUCAAAAAGGCAAGUCCUUUCUCUUCUGUCUCUCCUUCUUUGUCUCGUGUAGCUUGCUUUUCCUUUCGCCGAUUGUAACCGCUUCCGAGUCUGAUCCGCCUCCGUACGAGCACUCUGAUGCUUCUCAUGGAGUCGUGACCGUCAGCGAAUCCGACAGGCAAGGUGUUGCAUUGCAUAGGCUCGAGGAGCUUGUUAGGAAUCUAACGGAAGUAGUAGCUAGAUUAGACGCUAAGUUAUCUGAAACCUCUUCUAAGGAGAAGAACGAGAUCAGUAGUAAUGGGGUUAAAGAGGAGAAAGCUAAGAAGGCCUUUUCAGUGACAAAGUACAGUCCUUUCUGGUCCGAGAGAUUCGAGUUCACCUCCGCCGUGAAGCUCAACUCCGAGGCAACGUGCAUCAACGUGUUGCCCUUUAGAGACCACGAAGGUUUAAGCAAGUACUUCGUCGUUGGAGACUCGAGUGGUAACCUCUACGUGUUCUUGAGAAACGGCGACGUUUUGGUCGAGUUUUUCACCAACUGUGAUUCACCGAUCACUGCGAUGGUUUCUUACUUGUCCGUGUAUAAGAACGAAAGCUUUGUGGUGACGGGGCAUCAAAGCGGAGCCGUUUUGUUGCAUAGACUCAGAGAAGGCUCUAUGGGAGACGAUUUUAGUUCAGCUGUGAUGGAGAGUGUUGGCAAGUUCGAUGGCACGGAGGAUGGUCUGGAAGUGACGUUACUAGAAGUGCAUCACGUGGGUCGUGUUAGGUACAUAUUAGCAACUGAUCUCACCGGAAAGCUAACAGUUUUCACCGAGAACAGAACCGUUCACGGGUCCGUUACUCCUACAAGUAGACCUCUCGUCUUCUUGAAGCAGAGGCUGUUGUUUCUCACCGAGACCGGCGCUGGUUCGCUAGACUUGAGAAGCAUGAAGAUCAGAGAAUCAGACUGCGAAGGCUUGAACAGCUCUCUAGCGAGAACGUACGUUUUCGAUGCUUCCGAGCGGUCUAAAGCCUACGGAUUCACGUCAGAAGGCGAAGUCAUCCACGUGUUGCUUCUCGGCGACGUAACGAACUUCAAAUGUAGAGUGAGGUCAAAGAAUAAGGUUCAGAUACAAGAGCCUGUAGCGUUACAAGCCAUCAAAGGCUAUCUUGUGCUAGUCAGCGAAGAGAAAGUGUUUGUAUACAAUGUAUCGACUCAACACUACGUGAGAACAACGGGUCCUCGUCUUCUCUUCCCUGCUGCGUUAGAAGAUCUCAAGUCAACGUUCUUGACCCAUCAAUCUAAAACGAGUCCCCAAAACUUUAAGGUUACUACUCCUUUGAUAGCAAGCGACCGUGAGAAGCUUCUUGUGAUGAGUUUAGGCGAAGGGUACGUAGCUACAUACAAAUCAAAGCUUCAGAGUUCCAAAGGAGAACUCAACACGAUGCUAUGGAGCAGUCCUGUCUUCUUCUUUCUACUGUUUUUAUUCGGGGCGUGGCAUUUCUUUGCUAAGAAGAAAGAGUCUCUCACAGCUUGGGGACCUGACGAUCCUUUCACAUCUUCCUCUUCUUCUGCUUCUUUCUCUGAGCCAUCUAGGAGAAACAAUGAUGAUCUCAUGGAUCUUAGGAGAAGAUAUGUUUCUCCAUCUCGGUACCCUCCUGGAGCUGCAGCUGGUACUUAUAGGUCGGUUGCCUCUAAUGACCCGACCACGAGAGGUUCGGUUGAUAGUACAAACUAUAGAGCAACAGGGCAGGGGAUGAAGUAUCGUGGUGUGACAGGGCUUGAUUCUUCAGGUGGUGGUGGGUUUGGUAAUAGAAGAGAGAGUUUGUUUGGUAAUAAUAACAAAGCUUUAGACAACGAAAGUUAAGGGCCUUUUUUAACGUUUUGCCACUUUUUUUUUGUUACCGGUUAACGCUUGAAGUUUUUUUUGUAUUUUGUAACACUCCGGCGAGAAAAAAUAAAUGUUUUACCGGUAGCUUUUGUUUCUCCGGACACUUCUUGUUUAGUCAAACUCUUGUAGAUUUGAAUCGUUAUGUAAUUUUUUCUUGUGGUCAAGAUCAGGAUCAGACUGAAAAUGAUACAUUUUUUAAUAUAUAUAUUAUAGUGUUUCAAGA
Messenger RNA from Brassica rapa (field mustard), 3288 nucleotides. RefSeq lists its product as uncharacterized. Gene Ontology annotation, molecular function: protein binding. The record is from RefSeq and is a predicted model, not a curated record. NCBI's taxonomy places the organism in Eukaryota, Viridiplantae, Streptophyta, Magnoliopsida, Brassicales, Brassicaceae.